AUCUUUACCAUAUAAACCAUAAGUGCACCUCCUGCCAGUCUGAUUGGAACCUGUUGUCCACAGGAGUUUGGCAAAGGCCUUCAAACGAAAUCAUCCUUUUUGAGCGAGAUCAGAAGAAAAAGCAAAAUGGUAUCAAAGUGUGUUUCUUUUUCAGGUUCCUUGGCGAUGGAUCCUUUAGGUGUUGCAAAUACCAAUUUUGCUCUCGAGCUCUUCAAGGAGUUGACCAAAGCUGAUCAAAGUGGAAAUGUCUUUGUGUCUCCAUUAAGCAUAUCGGCGGCUCUGGCUAUGCUUUAUCUUGGGGCAAAAGGCGAAACUGCAGCUCAAAUGGCUAAGGUGCUUCAUUUUGAUAAAGCACAAGAUAUCCAUUCUGCAUUUCAGAAGCUAAAUACCGACAUCCACAAAGCUGAUACUCAAUAUCUGUUGAAGCUUGCCAACCGUCUCUUUGGGGAGACGACGUACAGCUAUCUCCCUGAUUUUCUUGCAUCCACCCUGAAAUUCUAUCAAGCUGAACUCGCGGCAGUUGAUUUUCGCAAUAAACCAGAGGAAGUCAGACAGCAGAUUAACGCUUGGGCAGAGGCACAGACUGAGGGUAAGAUCAAGGACUUGUUGGCCCCAAAUAUUGUUGACAGUUUCACAAGGCUUGUCCUCGUGAAUGCCAUUUAUUUUAAAGGCAACUGGGAGAGGAAAUUCAACGCUGAAAGCACCCAUGAGCGACCUUUCAAAAUCAGCAAGAAUGAAACCAAGCCAGUCCAAAUGAUGCGCCAGAAGGCCAAGUUUAACAACACUUACAUUCGUGAAGUUGAGACCAGAAUCCUUGAGCUCCCUUAUGUUCAGAAAGAGCUGAGUAUGAUCAUCAUGUUGCCAGAUCUAAAAGAUGAUGCAAGUGGACUGGAAAAACUUCAAAAUGGCCUGACUUUUGAUAAGCUGUUAGACUGGACCGAUCCUGACAAGAUGGAAAAUGAUGAGAUCGUUGUAAUGCUCCCCAAAUUUAAGAUGGAGAACACCUAUGACUUCACCUCAACACUUGGUGGUAUGGGAAUGGUUGAUGCUUUUGAUUCUUUGAAGGCAAAUUUCUCGGGAAUGACUGAGAAAAAUGACCUGGUUUUGUCAAAAGUUGUUCACAAAACCUUUGUUGAAGUUAAUGAAGAAGGUACUGAAGCAGCAGCUGCCACUGCAGCUAUUAUGAUGUUACGAUGUGCAAUGAUUAGAAUGGAGUUUGUGGCUGACCAUCCAUUCCUGUUUUUCAUCAGGCACAACAAAACUCGCAACAUCCUGUUCUUUGGGAGAUUCUCCUCUCCUUAAACACAAUGCAAAAAGCCACUAAUACAAGCAUUAGUUAAUAGCUUCACUCACUUGCUUCUUUGAAAAAUCCUUUUUUUUUGGCACCAUGCAUAUGCUGUCAGUGAUUGCUACCAAACUGUUGUCAAUGUCAGUAAUCUGAUCCUUAAUAUCACACAGUGGAUAUUUCAUCUUGUCAGAUUUCACUGUAAGGAGCACGAAACCCUGGGCAGGAGAUGUGUAAACCAAAGAUCUAAAAUGUUUUGCUGUGCAUUUUUUUUUACAGUGUCUUUGUACAACUUCAACCUUCGUCUAAAAUAAUAGUAACCUGCAUUUUAUAAGAGUAUUGCACGUCCUAUCAGUGUUUUAACGUGUCAUUUUACAUACUAUAAAUCAAUAGUUUGAAGUUGAAAUAAAAUGAUGUUGCUUUU
Callorhinchus milii (elephant shark) is the source of this 1709-nucleotide messenger RNA. Its product is annotated as leukocyte elastase inhibitor-like. Lineage: Eukaryota; Metazoa; Chordata; Chondrichthyes; Chimaeriformes; Callorhinchidae. The record is from RefSeq and is marked provisional. Gene Ontology annotation, biological process: negative regulation of endopeptidase activity. Gene Ontology annotation, molecular function: serine-type endopeptidase inhibitor activity.